GUAAGUUCUAAAGCAGAGCUGCGGCUUCGGGUAAGUAAGUCGAAAACAGUCAUCUACAGAACCUCAUAUAAGCGUUAUACCCGGGAAAUUCGAGAGUAGUGGAGUAGGCUGGCUUUCAGUUACCGGAGAGACUGACACACAAGAGGAGAGGGAAGUUAGAAAGGAAAAAAAAGAAGAGAGGAAGGAGGAGAAGAGGGGAAGGAGGAGAAGAGGGAAGGAGAAGAAGUGGGAAGGAGAAGGAGAAGAAGAGGGAAGGAGAGGAGAAGGAGGAAUAUCGAAAACGGAUAAAGGGUCGGAAGUGAAGACAAAAUGGUGUGUCUCUGUUGCUGCUGUGACCCGCAUAAGCUGGCCUAUAUUUCAGGCAUCAUUACUGCUAUAGAGGCGGUGGUCUUCGCAGCGCUAAACAUAGUGCUGAUAUGUAUGAAUAAAUGCUAUAUCAAACCGCCAGGCACGUUACCACCCCAGAUCAGUAACUUUUGGUCAUGGUAUUUCUUCGACACCGGGGCAGAAACAUGCAACGGCGUCAUUUUCACCGAAGUGGACCCCUACCCAAUCAACUCCACAGAACGACUCUCUCAAACAACAACCGAGGAGAACUACAAGUAUCAGAUCGCAUACCUGGUUCUCCAUGUGCUGUGGUUUUUCUCCUGCUUCAUCAUGAUCUACGGUAACGCCAGGAAACGAUGGGGUUUUUACUUGCCGUGGCUUCUAAUAACCCUUUCUCUGCUCAUUAUGGAUGUCACCGUCUCCUCAUUCUUCAUUGAUGAUAUAAUGCUCUUGGAUAUCGAUUUUCAAGCGGUCAUCGACGUGGGGCCGAUGUUGCUGGCAGUAAGCUUGUACUUUCGAGGAUUCGCCAUCUGGCUCAUUAAUCUCGUGGAGUUCGGGACUGUCAUGAACGCGUUUUGCAAGUCUCAUCAUAAGAGAUCCAAGCAGGAGAGGCAGAAGAAGAAACUAGAGAAGAAGCAAAGAGCUGAGCAGUUUCACCAGGAAGCCUCCCAAGCAGGAAGAAAAGCAGUAGCAGGAGCAGGUGGUGCAGCAGCAGUGGCCGACUCGGCAUUCGGGAACUACCCCCGUGGCCAAGGAGUGACCCAGUACCACGCCUCUGCGCCGCCACACGUCGCCGGCGAUGGCCACGUCAACCCAGUCUUCGACCCGGAUCACCCGCCAGUGUAUCCCAACCAGCCAGCACCCGUGCCGAGAGAGCUGCCGAAAGUGCCGACGGAGCUUCGCCCCUUCUCGUACCUCAACCCGGGCUUCCGGCCUACGCACCCGCACGACGUGGACGGCAUGAAGGCAGGCGCGUUGGCGCAGGUCGAGCGCGGUUACCUUUCUGACGACGGAGGUCCUCGGAGAUCACCCUCAUAUUACCCCGAUGCGCCGCCCUCGGACAACUUCCCCAAACGCCACGAUUCGCUGAGAAGCUUGCCAGUCCAGCAGGAGCCUCCCCCGCUUCGCCGCUACGCCUCCAGCCGCGACCCUGGCCGCCCCGGCCUCGGGAGCAGCCCUGCAUACGACCCGCGACCACCAACCAUACUGCCACGGGUGAAUCUGAAGGCAGGACCCUCCCCCAUGAGAGGUUUUGAAAGCCACGCCCCUCGAGACUACGGCCCGCCCCCUAGUCGAAAGGAUGUUAUUUACUUUUAACAUCAGAACAACUGAACAAUGGAACAGCUGAACGUAACUUAGUGGGGGGCUGUUGUAUGGAGGUAAUCUUGGUUAACGCGGUGGAUUUUUUUUAUUUUUUAUUCUCUUUCUGUGUAUAUGGAGAAAUUUAUCAUAUAGCCCAGUUGUUAAAUGUACUAACCUUUGAUCAUGGUUUGUUUUUCUCUAAUAUGGCUUUCUUUCUUUCUUUUUUCCUACUUGUAAAACAGUGUCUCUAAUUGUCUGAGAAUGUCAAAUGGGGCGUAAUGUUUUAAGAUCACAGACACAGAUGCACACAGACGCACGCACGCACACACACACACACACACACACACACACACACACACACACACACACACACACACACACACACACACACACACACACACACACACAUAUACACACACACAUAUACACACACACACAAAUAUAUGCAUGUAUGUAUGUAUGUUUGUACAUUUCAUAUACACCGUUUUUCCCAACUUACGGGCCGCACCACUGUCCAUCACAAAUUGUUAUGAAAAGGCUUGACAAAUAGCUCACCAAAAUAAAACCUUCCUACUACUAUCAUGUGAUUGAAAAAUCAUUGAAGCUGGAAGACUUCCGAUUAUUGAUAAACUUAAGAGCUGUCUGAAUGCGUAUAUCAUCAGUAGAAUCACCGUAUUGAACACUAAAUUUCCCUUAAGAUUUAUUUGAUAUAUUCUGUUACACAUAAAAACAAUAUACCUUUUGAUAAAAAAAACAAGCAAAAAAUGCUGAAGAUAAAUAAAAUACAUUCCCAAUGAUCUAAAGUUGAUACAGAUUAAUUAGUCCGGUAUAAUCCCAUAUGGGCACUUACAUGCAAAAAAUUUUUCCAGAAUUAAAUGUCAGUGUAUUCUGUGUUGUGGACUUUAAUGCUAUUUAUAAUACCAAAUAAAUGAUUUAAGUUGUCCCUAUUUUUGAGCAGUAAGUAAAACUACGGAUAUUUUGCGCCAGGAAAUAGUCCGCAUCAGUUACCAGAGUAAUAAUGCCUACACCCAAUAUACAUAUAGAUAUAGAUAUAAAUAUAGAUAUAUAUGUAUGUAUAUAUGUAUCUUAUACAACUAAUUGAAAAAUUUAUAUCAUUAUAAGGUAAGAAUGUAAGUUUUGUAAUAAAUUGUAGAUGUAUAUUUCGAGGAAAGAUGAGACAUUCAUAUUUCUAGUCAAGUCAACUUCUGUAUUUACUGAUAUUGCUUUACAGUGCCAUUAACACAGAUCUUUUACCUUCUCUCCGAGUAUUGUGGCAUCUAACAGAUAUUCUUUUUUUUUAUUAUGAAUUACUUUUCCUUUAAUGUGGGCAUAUGUAUGUAAAUCAUAUCAUUCAAUGUAUAUACUUUCCCUGUCUCAAGCACAAACACAAAGGUGUACACACAUACACACACACACACACACACACACACACACACACACACACACACACACACACACACACACACACACACACACACACACACACACACACAUAAAAAAAAAAAAAAUUGAAAGAGAGAUGUACACAUAUGUAAAUUAACUGCAGUAACCACUCCAGCCACAUGUAAUGUAUCAAAAUAUAUGGAUAUUAUAUGUAGUGGUCCCAUUGUCAUAUCCUUUAUACCUUUCAGAUAUUUAAUCAUAGUUGCCUCUGGGAAACCACACUCAAAGCUGUGUUUAAUUAUCUAUCUGUUAUUUAAUACAACUAAUUCUUUAUAUUGGAUUCUGGUUUUAUAGUUAAAAUAAACCUGACAGAGAAAGUUAGAGGAAAGGGAAAACCAAUUCCCUCUUUCAUAAUCUAUAAGGCAAAACAACGGAAAAAUGCUCCAUUGCAAGAUACAAGAAGAAUCAAGAAAUGUCAAGUUUUGGUACGAAACAUCAGUUGGUGGACUGUGGAUUUGUCUAAAUUGUUCCUAAGUAUUAUAGGUUAUAUAUUAAUGUCAAUGAGUUUACUUGUGUCAUAUAAUAAGAAGUAAAACAUCAAACAAUUGUCAAAUGAAUUAAACAGAUUCAGAAAA
This is a messenger RNA of Penaeus indicus, 3647 nucleotides long. RefSeq lists its product as uncharacterized. Lineage: Eukaryota; Metazoa; Arthropoda; Malacostraca; Decapoda; Penaeidae. Bases 310 to 1644 code for a protein of 444 amino acids. The transcript has 9 exons. The record is from RefSeq and is a predicted model, not a curated record.